Molecule: messenger RNA, 1317 nt
Organism: Penicillium maclennaniae
Lineage: Eukaryota; Fungi; Ascomycota; Eurotiomycetes; Eurotiales; Aspergillaceae
Product: acyltransferase family protein
Exons: 3
Coding region: 1-1317 (438 amino acids)
Biological process (GO): polysaccharide biosynthetic process
Cellular component (GO): membrane
Molecular function (GO): acyltransferase activity, transferring groups other than amino-acyl groups
Source: RefSeq, a predicted model, not a curated record
AUGGCGCCCCAAAAGCGAGCUGAUAAUUGGAUCGACGGUCUCCGAGGAGUUGCAGCUCUCACCGUCGUUACCUAUCAUCUAUGCUCCUGCUUCGCAAAUUGGCUGAAUUCACCUGCACUUUCAGAAGAGGGCCCCGUUUCUAUCUUCCAGUAUCCAUUUCUCCGACUCGUGGUUGCUGGUCGUUUUGCAGUCGCGCUCUUCUUCCUUCUUACAGGAUACGUGAACUCCUUUAACUCAAGGAAGCACAUUCGAAAUGGAGAUACAACUUUCGCCUUGCAGAGGCUCGCACGGAGCACACUUACUCGCACCGGCAGGCUGGUCGUGCCGACGAAUACUGCCAUUCUGAUGGUUUGGCUUAUUUGCCAACUCAACGGGUUCCAAAUCGCUAGCCAGGUCGACGCUGGUUGGAUCAGAGGAUCGGGUACUCAGUCACCAGGUCCAACGUUCUUUGGCGCCAUCGAUGGUUUGCUUCGAAAUCUUAUUUUAUUUUGGCACAGCGGUACGACUGAUUACGACCAUACAUACUGGACGAUCCCGUUCUUCCUGAAGGGAUCCAUGUUGGUCUAUACCACACUACUGGGAACGACAUAUACACGACCGAAAUAUACAAAACUAAUUUUGAUUUUCCUUUAUCUUUUUGCUUGGUCUGGUGCGCAAGUCGUUGUGGAAAUGAACAUCUAUGCUGGAAUUUUUCUCGCUGAGCUACACGCCGACUACGGGUCAAACGCUACUACAUUCACCUCCAGACCUACAUCUACGCUCAUGAUUAUCUUCGGUCUCCUCCUUGCUUCUUUCCCCGAGGAUAACCCAAGCUGGGUGCCAUGGAGUCGAGCACUCGACACCGUCGGCCAACUCAUUGUACCGAACGGCGGCGAAGUGAACCGAUAUAUCAUUUCGUUGGGAACAACAUUUUUCGUCUUCGGCGUCUUCUUCUCCCGCGAUGCUCGCCGCCUUCUUUCCUCCCCAUUCAUGAAUUUUUUUGGCCGCAUUUCUUUCCCUAUAUACCUUCUUCACAAUACCAUUAUUCGCACAGCUCUGUCGUGGGUUCUCUAUCGACAGUCGAUUGCGAGUAAAGGAUUCCAUCCGGUAGAUGAAGAGGGCAAUCCGAUUCAUUAUGAAGCUGGCGGAACAUUCACAUUUGGAGUUGCAGUGCCACUUUUCUAUCUUCUACUGAUCUAUGUGGCGCAUUUAUGGACGGUCCAUGUGGAUCCCCGCUGCGAGAAGGUUGUGACUUGGCUGUCAAGGAAAGCUUUUGGUGAUGAAAGUGACUCCGAGCCGACAAAACAAAUCCCAUCCAAUGGGAUCUUGACGACUUGA